GUCGCGUCUUUUCGGCAACGUUCAUUCAAACGUGGUGCCGAGUGCCGACACUACCGACUCUCGCAGUUUCUGGCGCCGAUUUUCGCCGACUACUCCGUAUACGUUUCUGUACACGCGACAACGGCAUCUUCCCCGUGAAUUACUUUGACUUGAGGGGAGAUGACUGCCCCCGCGUGCCACGAUCGGCGGUCGAAGUUCAAUUGUCACUGGCACAAAACGUACGCGGUACUGUGAGCCGCGGCAGGUCGCACACGGCAGGUUAACCAGAACGACCGACACACGCACGUCCGCCGGACCACCGACGGUCGACGCCGAAUAAUACGCGGAGUUUAUCGUAAAUCGAAACGAGGAUGAAUACGCCGCAGUCGAACAAGAAGAAUAAGAAGAUAGGGCGAAGCAGAAUGGGUGUACCCAACGAAAGCGCGAGCCCUUCGAACGCGGAGACCCUCAGCACCCAGGAGGCAACAAAGUUUGUUUUGGUAAAUCCCAUAGGAGAGGAAGGAAACAAGUCAAUUAAGUUAGCUAUCUUAGAUGUAAUCCCUAUAAUUUCUAUGGAUGCAAGUAUGUGCGACGAGAAAGUGCAAAAAAGUAAUGUGGCAUCACUGGAAAAGGAGAAAGAAGACAAAAAUAUUCUGAGCUCUUUACCUGUCGCCAGCGUUAAGGAAAUAGAAGGCUAUGAGGAUCAAUUAGGAGAGACUGAACCACUUCCAAAUUCUUAUAUUAGAUUUAUGGAACGCAGUGGCGAAGAGCUUGAUGGAGAAGUAGAAUACGAUUUGGACGAAGAAGACACGGCAUGGCUUUCUAUCGUGAACGAAAGAAGGCUGGCCUCUGGAUUAACACCUGCAUUGGAGCCCGAUACGUUUGAGCUUUUGAUGGACAGACUAGAGAAAGAGUCGUAUUUCCAACAACAGAGUAACGGCGGCGGUGGUACUGCUGCAGACGAAGACGCCGUCUGUUGCAUUUGCAUGGACGGCGAAUGUCAGAAUAGCAAUGCGAUUCUGUUCUGCGAUAUGUGUAAUCUUGCUGUUCAUCAAGAUUGUUACGGUGUACCGUACAUACCCGAGGGACAAUGGUUGUGUAGAAGGUGCCUACAGAGUCCAUCCAGAGCGGUAGAUUGCGUCCUCUGUCCGAACAGAGGCGGCGCCUUCAAACAGACCGAUCGUCCUGCUUCAUGGGCUCAUGUGGUAUGCGCUCUAUGGAUACCAGAAGUGAGAUUCGCCAACACUGUAUUUCUAGAGCCCAUCGACAGUAUAGAGAGUAUACCACAGGCUCGCUGGAAGCUCACGUGCUGCGUGUGUAAGCGCAAAGGGGCUGGCGCGUGCAUUCAGUGUCACAAGAGCAACUGUUACGCUGCAUUCCAUGUGACUUGUGCUCAACAGGCUGGUCUGUGCAUGCGGAUGAGAACGGUACAGCCUGCUAAUGGUGAACCAAUGCUCGUGCAAAAAACAGCUUAUUGCGAAGCGCAUACACCUGUUGAUUAUCAGCCUUCCACGAAUCCUGUGGAUGCGCGAAGGAGAGCGAUAGCCAACAAGAAAAGCUCGUCAGCACCUGUUAUUUCCAUCCCCACCAUACCGCCUGAGAGAAUCAGAGAAAUUGCUAGUUUAGCGGAAGGAAUACCAAAAAGAAGUCAAUUGAUACAACGUCUUAUUGCCUAUUGGACUCUGAAACGACAAUACCGAAACGGUGUUCCACUUCUUAGAAGAUUGCAAAGUUCUCAUCCACAAUCUAGACCACUUCCGCUCGGGGAACACCCCUCUUCGCCGACGCAUGAUAGCGAAUUGCGAGAAGAAUUGUAUCGUCAGCUUAAAUAUUGGCAGUGUCUACGUCAAGAUUUGGAACGUGCCCGAUUGUUAUGUGAAUUGGUACGGAAGCGUGAAAAAUUAAAGAAAGAAUUAAUCAAAGUAAAGGAAAAAUGUUUAUGGCUACAAUUGCGACCAAUGGAAAGUGUUUUACAUGCAUUGUUAGAAGCUAUAAAGGCGAAAGAUACGAAUGAUGUAUUUGGGCAACCAGUUAAUAUCAAAGAAGUUCCGGAUUAUCUCGAAAUAGUAUCACAUCCUAUGGAUCUCUCUACUAUGCAGGCAAAAUUAGAAAAGCAUGAAUAUGGCUCCAUCACGGCUUUCGAGGUUGAUUUCAAUUUAAUGGUGAAUAAUUGCCUGGCAUAUAAUCGCAAAGAUACCAUGUUUUAUCGAGCAGGAAUGAAGAUGAAAGAACAAGGUGGAAGCUUGAUAGAACAGAUUCGCAAAGAUUAUCCUGAGCUCGAUCCGGUCUCUGAAUCCGAACAAGUCGGGUCUAAGUCGAGAAAGAGAGAAAGAUCGAAUCGUAAUCGCGUGGAAACGGAAUCGCAGUCCAGCGAGAAGGAGAUUGGCGGGGGUGGUGUAAAUAGGCGAACAGCGGUGUUGUUCACUCGCAAAGCUAGAGCGCGUAAUGCUAAAAGCGGCCAAAUGUUUUCUUCGGAGGAUGAUAAAAAGAAACAAAGUGACAGUUUUAAAGUAUAUAGGACUGGAGCAAUGGAUAGUGACGUAGGUGAAGGGGAAAGCCAAUCAUCAAGCUGUAGUAGUUGCCCCACGAGUAGAUCCACUACUCCUGAUGUAGAAGGGGAGAAGCAACAAGAUAUUACUGAUACAAAAAAAGAAAAUGAGAACAAACAAACGAGCACUGGUAGCGGCUUAGAAGCUUUGCAGCUCGUAUGGGCUAAAUGUCGUGGAUAUCCUUGGUAUCCAGCCUUGAUCAUUGAUCCUAACACACCUCGGGGCACUGUACAUAAAGGGGUACCGAUACCAGCACCGCCUGAUGAUGUCUUGGCGCUUGCAGACAAUUACAAAGAACCAGUUUUUCUUGUGCUUUUCUUCGACACAAAACGCACAUGGCAAUGGCUGCCAGGUGAGAAAUUAGAAAAACUUGGAGUAUCGCAAGAAGUGGACGAAGCAAAAUUAAUCGAAUCGCGAAAACCUGCGGAUAGAAAAGCCGUAAAGAAAGCUUAUCAAGAAGCUUUACAUUACCGUAAACAAACACAUAAUGCGGUGUUAGACAAUAUGUCCACUGGAUAAAUAUUGUAAAUAUGAUAUAGUAAAAUAUAUAACUAGUUUAAAAAAUAAUUAAAUAACUAGAAAUUAUGUAAUGUAUAAUAUAUAAUCUGAAAAGUUUUAAAUAAUUUAAACUAAGGAUUAAAAUGAUUUUGUUAUAAGUAAUAUCGGUAUGUAACUGAAAGUUUUAUAAUGAUAUUAUACUUUAUUUUACUUUAUAGUUGUACUUUAUCUUCAUAAAAAAUCUGUUUUUAUUAUGUGUAUGUGUAUACAUACAUACAUACAUACAUACAUACAUAUAUAAAUAAAUAAUGAGAAAACAAUAUUGUAAUUGAUACGAUUUUCGAAUUCAUGAAAGUUAUAACUUUCUAAAAUAUAUAUGUAUCCAGAAUA
Molecule: messenger RNA, 3416 nt
Organism: Wasmannia auropunctata (little fire ant)
Lineage: Eukaryota; Metazoa; Arthropoda; Insecta; Hymenoptera; Formicidae
Gene: Br140
Product: peregrin
Exons: 8
Coding region: 351-3047 (898 amino acids)
Biological process (GO): regulation of transcription by RNA polymerase II
Cellular component (GO): MOZ/MORF histone acetyltransferase complex
Molecular function (GO): protein binding
Source: RefSeq, a predicted model, not a curated record